Messenger RNA from Mytilus californianus (California mussel), 3023 nucleotides. RefSeq lists its product as uncharacterized. The transcript has 13 exons. The record is from RefSeq and is a predicted model, not a curated record. Lineage: Eukaryota; Metazoa; Mollusca; Bivalvia; Mytilida; Mytilidae. The coding region runs from base 84 to 2522 and encodes 812 amino acids.
AGUAACAUUGCAAGCAGAUUUCCGGAGUGAGCAAUAUAAAAGUUAUUCCAUUUUCUGGUUUCAUAGUAAGCUGUUGACAAACAAUGGAAUCUGUAAUAAAUACUGUUAUACGUUCGAGGAAAUGUUGGAUUAUUUUGGUUUUUAUUCAAAUUGGAAUAUUUUCCAGGACAGGUUGUGACAUUCAAAACUUCAAUUCAUUAUAUUUCCGGGUGCCAAAUAUGCGCAUGUCAAGUCUUCCAGUCAUCACAAUCAACAAUGUAACUGUAGAAGCGUGUGCAGAACGGUGUGUUCGAGAAACUACAUUUGAAUGUAAAUCAUUUGACAUCGACAACAAAGUUCAAGGAUGUCGUCUUUACAACAAUUCACUCGACGACCCGUUCAUUCAUCUGAUACCAUCAACUUAUGUUGACCAUUACAGAACUGCAUAUGUAAAGCUUUUUCAUAGGCUUCCAAAUCAUAUAGUGACCGUAUCACACGAUAGAAAAAUCCCCGGGAUAUCUGUAGAAAAAUGUGCACGACGAUGUGUUCUAGAAGUUUCAUUUAAAUGUCAAGGUUUUGAUUAUGAAGUUAGACUUCAGAACUGUUGGCUGACUUCAAAGACUCCAGCGGCCUCCGGAGGAGUGGUAAUACAAUAUGGAACAGAUUAUUACCAGAGAACGUUUGAUGGGCCGUUUGAAAAUUUCAUCAAUUUUGGAUAUGGAACAUUACGUCCUCUAGAAGGAAUACACAUCUACAACAAGAUAAUGCUUGGAGUAAAUUUAGAACAUUGCGCUCAGUUGUGUCUGGUUGAAACCGGUUUUACCUGCUCCAGUUUUGACUACUUAUUUAAUGAUAAAUCGUGUCACAUGAGUAAAUAUAUAGCAGCCAAUGUCCACGGUCUACAGAAUGAUUACUCGGAAGAAUCAAAGUCUAUGCAUUUUGAGGUGAAAGAUGAAUAUUUGCAAAAGUUUUAUACAGCGCCAUAUUCAGCAAUAGUUGGACACAACGAGAAAACAAUAUCACGUAUUACACCAAGUAAAUGUGCUCGGAUGUGUUUGAUGGAGAGAGAUUUUAUAUGCAGAUCAUUUGAUUAUCAGAUUCAAGACGUUAAAUGUCUUUUGAGUUCAAAAACAGGAAGUGACGUAGGUGGUUUAACUACACAUGGUCAUGCACAGGUACAUCAUUUUGAAAUGAAACCUUACUUAGACUGCGGCGGAAUAUUUACAUCACCAACCGGAAAUAUAGCCAGUCCGAACUGGCCAAGGAAAUAUCCACAUAAUAUGAAAUGUACAUGGACUAUAACAGUAUCAAAGUUUAAGGUCAUAAGACUUACCAUUAUCCAUUUUAACCUCGGAAGGUAUACAGAUUUUCCAUGUGAUGUGGUAAAUGAUAGAUUAAUCAUAACAGAGGAGUACCAACAUCAGAACGAUACCCUUUGUGUACAACACGAUGUAGACACGUAUACCAGUAAAACUAAUACUAUCAGCCUCACAUUCCAAAGCAAUUCGAAAUUUGAUGCGCCUGGAUUUAAAUUGUUUUAUCAGGAGGAUUGGGCAUGUGGUUCUGUACUCACGGACGAUAAUGGUGAAUUUGCAUCUCCUAGAUGGCCAUAUCAAUAUCCAUCAUUAUCAUUAUGUGAAUGGACUAUAAGAGCUCCUUAUGGAUGUACAAUUUAUCUCAGUUUCACGUCUAUAGAAUUAGAAGAACAUAUAAAAGGGAAUUGUACUUCUGCUUAUGAUCGUUUAGAGGUUUUUGACGGUUCAACAAAGAAUUCUUCUAGGCUAGCAUCACUUUGUGGAAAAAAAGUAAUACAUGCAUAUAGGUCUUCACUAAAUGUGUUAUCCGUGACGUUUAUAUCUGACGACAGAGUACAAGAAAGGGGUUUUCAUGCGGUUUAUAAGUUCUUUUAUCCACCGACUACUACAGUUGAAUCAACAACAACUGAAGAUACAACCACAACUCCAACAGAAAAAAUAACAACAGAACAAACUACAAGCGCAGCUAUUACAACUGAAACAGUGGCAAAAGUAUUCCCAUUCAAUGCCUCACACCUAUCAUUGAUAGCUAUGUUUGUAGAACCAAACCAUAAUAAUUCUCCUGUAGACAAAUCACAACAGUCACAGAUGAUAGAUCAAACAACAGAAUCAGAAAAUAUUGCUGUUACACAGAUAGACAAGGAUUUAACAACAAGAAAUGUUCGAUUGUGGCAUACAAUAAUAAUAAUGAUAAUAAUAUUCAUAUUUAUUGUAACAGUGGUGGUUGUAACGUUAGUUAUUGUAUGCCGAUAUUAUAGGACUAGAGUUCCAAAACGGCGUAAUACAAGUAAUCUGCCUUUUACUGAAGAAAGUGAAACUUUGUACCGUCAUGAUAAUAACUUAAACGACAAUUUAGACAAGGGGUCAUCUGAAAGUAUCAAUCUUCCUCAACCAAGCCCGAGUGGUCCACCUCCAGAUGUGACUUUUACUAACCCGAUGUACGAUAGAAAACAUGGUACUUCUUCGUCAACUUUAGCGUCAAGUACUUAUAUGGAAUAUACAAUAUAAUACAAAAAAAAAGGGUUUAAAUGAAUGCUGUCAUCAUCGUCGAUACACAGAACUUUGAAUUGAAUACUUAUUCAAUAAAUGGAUAAGUUUAGGUUAAGGAGGUGGUGUUUGAUGGUGGACUCUGGACAUAACAUUUCCAAACUGGCCAGAAGUAUAGUUCAAUUCUUAUUGUAUGUUUGAAUAAUAUAACUACACGGGAUUUGGAUAAUUUUACGUUAAGUUAUAUACAAAGACAUUAAUGUAAUAACCAUCUCAAUAGUCUGGUGGAAUGCUAUGAUGCAGAAUAUAAAAAAUGGUAACAUUAAUAAAAAUGGAAUUGCGAAAACAGUUUCAUUCAUAGUCUACAAUCUCCUUUAACUUGGCGAAAGGAAUUUAAUCUUUAAUGAAUGGCAAAAAGAUCGACAAAAAAGAGUUGUGAUAAAAAAACGACUUGUAUCUUUGAAAUUGUAUUUUAUAGUGUUACAAUAUUGUUAACAAUUGUUUGUUUUCAAAAUAAAAUGU